Messenger RNA from Histoplasma mississippiense, 1203 nucleotides. RefSeq lists its product with no specific name. Bases 1 to 1203 code for a protein of 400 amino acids. The transcript has a single exon. NCBI's taxonomy places the organism in Eukaryota, Fungi, Ascomycota, Eurotiomycetes, Onygenales, Ajellomycetaceae. Gene Ontology annotation, biological process: regulation of DNA-templated transcription. Gene Ontology annotation, molecular function: DNA binding. The record is from RefSeq and is a predicted model, not a curated record.
AUGUCGAUGCUAGAGGCGAACGCCGUUUUUCUAUCAACUUUAGAGAUUUUCAAGGAUGGCAUGCUUGUCGUACUCAACACUCCCCGUCAGCCACGUUUUAAUGAAAUCCUAAAUUACGCGCUGGACACGAUCGAGCAAGUCUGCCCUUACUGGGAAACUGACCCGGAGGACCCCCUUUUCAGCGUCCUGUUUGGGCUUUUAGGGUCAUCUGAUAGAUACCAUAUCCUGACAUCUUUAAAGAUUUUGAUUCUCUUCUCGAUGGAACUUGAAACGAUCAAACGUCUUCAGGGCAUCCCAGAUGAUAAAAUUAAUAUGCUCAUGAGCUAUACACUACUCGAACAGGACAAGGAACUUCUUUCGGGAACUCUUGACUUCUUCUAUCAGUACACAGCAAUUCCGGAAAAUGUCGAAGAGCUUCUUAGAAAUUUCUCUCUUCCAACCACUCUUAUCCCUCGUUUGACUAACCUCCUCUUAUUUGAGGGUGAACGGGACGUCAACGAGAUAGUGGAUCAAGAAGAAUGCAAGGCACCCGCCGCAAGUAGUAUUCCUAUAGUGCCACCAGAUCUCCAUUCCAUGCUAUUGCAACUCCCCGAACCUGAACGCUGCUCUCGUUGGCUCAAAUGCUGCUUCAUCGAAGAUCCAGAGUGUGACAUCACCCAACUUGCUCUCUGGCACGCUUAUCAGAAUUGUUUCGCGGAUGAGCGAGUGCCUGGUGUAAGCACUCUUCCGGCGGCGGAGUUUAUCAACACUGUUAGCCGCACAUUCUCAUCAGCGCAAGCGCAGGUUGUUACCGGCCCAGUAGCCAAAUUCAUCAUUAGAGGCAUCCGUCCUCUUGAGACAUCUUACGACCUAAAUGGAUAUCCAUACCGCCAGUGCAAAUGGAACGUUCCCAAUGGUCAAUGCAGGGUCUCAUUCGUUGAUCCCGCGAAACUCAAGGAGCACGUUUUCCGCGAGCACAUGUUACUCAACCCGGCUGAUCUAGGGAACUUGCAAGAUGCGCGACGUCCUACCAACAUUUGUGCCUGGGAUACAUGCAAGGACUACGAAAUUCCGACGAUCAACACUGCCCGUGUCGCCGGCCACGUUUCCACCCACCUUCCACCGUUGCAGGAUAUGAGCUCACCCCCGCCGCCUCCCCCACGCAAAAUUAUCCAGCCAAAACUCACACGACUCUUCGAUUACUACCCCUACUCCUAUCGAUGA